AUGAGACAGCCCUUUGAUGUAACCUUCCCUCGACCCAAGGACCUUAGCUUAGGGUGUUACCAGAAUCUGCUGGAUUUCCUCGAGGGCCUGGUGGGCGUGGCUGAUGGCGCCGGAAACCUCAUGACACAAGAGUGGGCGUGGCGAAUGCUGGAUGCCUUUGGCAAACCGUCCGCUGGACUCCUGGAAGGCGUGUUCCAGUGGGUGGGCAACUACGAGGAGUGUUUGGGUGUCCAGGCAGAGGUACCAGGACCAUGGCAGCUCAGGCAGGAUCCCUGGAGCAGCAGCAGGGCCAAGUUUGGCGGCAAAUACUGUCGUCUGGUGGUCUCUGUCAACCAUAUUGUCAGUAUCACGUCUGCUAAACACCUCAACAAGUUCUGGCUGGACAGACCACCGUUUCCUACAGCCGUCAAAUGGGGCCUUUGUGUGCCCGAUACUUGCAGCUCUGCUGACGUCGAGACUUUCCUGACAAAAGGAACACUUGCUGCCUUGAAUCUGCCAGUGAAAGAAACAAUUUGUUUUGAAGACAGCCAAUUCAGUGAGGAUACUGGUGCAGUCGCUAUUGUAGUAUUUCUGUGUGUGGCUGUUGCUGUGGUUAUCAUAUGUACACUACUGGACAUAUAUUACUUCCGUCCGUGGCGGACCAAAGAUGAACAGGGUGUCAUGGACACAGCGAAAGACGGCGCUGCUGGUAUCAUAGAACUGCAUCUUGGGAUGCGUACAGAACAAGAAUGUCAGACGGAAACAUCACUCCACCAAACUCCACUUCAAGGUGGCAUUGCUGUCUCGUCUGGGGGUCAGAGUGGAGCAAACUCCAGCCAGCAGGGGACAUCACUCGAAUCUCAUCUCAGUGCAGAAGUGGCAGCAAGCGGCAGAAGAAAAGACCCGAAUGGAGAAUCAGCAACACCAGACACGAAUAUGCCCAAUAGGCUGCUGAUUGUACCAAGAAAAACUUUCGGUACGCAACUGAUCCAGGGCAUGUCUCUGUACCGAAAUCUCUGUCAUCUUGUGCGCAAGUCAAGGUCGCAGGGGACGUUUGAUUGCAUACAGGGAAUGCGUGUGAUCUCAUUGGCAUGGAUUGUGGUGGGCCAUUGUUACACGUACGGAGGCAUGCUUGAUGUAGACAAUCUCGUAUUUGAAAACUCAGCGGAGCUUGUGGAGACAUCUGCCCGUUUGUCCUUUCACAUUGUGGGAUCUGCCCAGUUGGCUGUGGACACCUUCUUUGUCAUCAGCGGUUGCUUGACCAUGCUGGUCACCCUUCGGUUGCUACGGAGACACAAGCCAGGGGUCAAGUUUUGGUCAACUUUCCUGUUCCACCGCUUCUGGAGACUGACCCCGAUGUACAUGCUCGUGCUGUUCCUGGGGAUGACCUUGUACGAGCACAUAGUUCAAGGCCCUCUGAAGUCCUACAAGCUGGUGGAGUUUGAACAAUGUCGGCACAAGUGGUGGGCACACCUCCUCUACAUCAACAACUUCUACAAGCCACACAGCAAGUGUAUGACCUGGUCCUGGUUCAUGGCUGUCGACAUGCAGCUGUUCCUGGUUUCUCCGAUAUUUAUCUACACUACCCACAGAAAUCUAAGGGCUGGAGUGGGUUCUAUCCUCCUACUGCUGGUUCUUGGGGUGACUUUUGCAUUUGUGUCCGAGUACAUCCAUGGCGGGCAGUUUGUUCUGAUGGACCUGAGCUUUCUCGAGUAUUGGACUAACGUCUAUACGAUGCCCUGGGCCAGGGCUAGUGUUUUUGCUGUGGGCUUGGGUCUGGGAGUGGCGCUCUACAAACAUUCCGGCAAGCCUCUCAUUUCCAAGCGGAAAGCCGCAUGUGUGUGGGUUGUGGUCACCGCCUUGUCCAUUCUCUUGGUUCUCAUCAACCACAGCCAAUGGAAACAUGGCUCCAAGAACUGGGAUCAGCUGCAGCAAUCUUUCUUCGAGAGUUUGGCGCGACCCACCUGGGCUGUCUGCAUGGCCUGGGUGAUAUUUGCCUGUUGUACCGAUCUUGGAGGAUAUGCUAAUGUGAUCCUGAGUUGGAGGCCAUUUCUGGUGUUGUCCCGGCUGACCUACUCCUUGUACCUGCUGCAUCCGCUGCUCAUCAUGUUUGUGGUCUACAGCCGACGCACCACCAUUUACCUUGACCCCGCAAAUCUCAGCUUGGUGUACAACUACAUUGGCAACCUGAUCCUGUCCUUCCUGCUGAGCGCUGUGUUUUCUCUCAUCUUUGAGAUGCCGAUGGCGGCCAUGGAAAAUAUUUUCUGGCGGGCACAUUAA
Molecule: messenger RNA, 2259 nt
Organism: Candidula unifasciata
Lineage: Eukaryota; Metazoa; Mollusca; Gastropoda; Stylommatophora; Geomitridae
Source: the annotation of a GenBank genome assembly